Molecule: messenger RNA, 1209 nt
Organism: Striga hermonthica
Lineage: Eukaryota; Viridiplantae; Streptophyta; Magnoliopsida; Lamiales; Orobanchaceae
Source: the annotation of a GenBank genome assembly
AUGGAACGAUGGCAGUUAAUUUCUCUGUGCGUGCUUGCAUUAUGGAUUGUGAUUUCGUCAAUUUUUAACAUCACCCAAAAGAUCAGAUCUUUUGCACAGCCAUGGGUGACCAACCGUGUGCUCUCCGACACACCCACUAUCAUCAAGAUCCAGAAAUAUCAGCACAGGCAUCUGGAUUCCUUGUUUUCUGGGUUGUCAUGUGUUGUUUCUGUGCCUUUCUACACUGCCUUUCUUCCAUUGCUUUUCUGGACAGGGCACUGCAAAUUGGCUAGGCAAAUGACACUCUUGAUGGCCUUUUGUGAUUAUAUUGGGAACUCUGUAAAGGACGGGGUGUCGGCACCCAGGCCGAAGUGUCCACCUGUUAGGAGAAUAACAGCCACUAAAGAUGAGGAAGAUAAUGCAAUGGAAUAUGGAUUGCCGUCUUCGCACACUCUUAAUACUGUUUGCUUGUCAGGAUACCUGUUACAUUAUGUUCUGGCCUACAGUGAAAGUGAUGAUGUCUCGAUAAAACUGUUGGGCUUUGUGGUAGCUUGUUUGUUUGUUGCUCUCAUUGGAUUGGGACGGGUUUAUCUCGGAAUGCAUAGCCCGAUUGAUAUAAUUGCUGGUCUGGGUCUAGGACUGGGGAUUCUUGCAACCUGGCUCUCCAUAUCUGAAUAUAUAGAUAAGUUUGUUGUUUCAGGUCAAAAUGUUAUAUCAUUCUGGUCCACCCUUAGCAUCUUGUUACUAUUUGCUUACCCAACGCCUGAAUUUCCGACUCCAAGUUUUGAAUUUCACACAGCCUUCAAUGGUGUUGCCUUGGGAAUUGUGACUGGUAUCCACCAGACGUUCCACCAAUUUCACCAUGAAAAUGUUGCUCGCGUAUUGUCCCCUCAGCUUACGUUUCCUGCAUUCGUCGGAAGAUUACUAUUGGGAAUCCCGACAAUUCUUUUUGUUAAGUUUUGUAGUAAGGCCCUCGCCAAAUGGAUUCUCCCGAUUCUCGCAUAUACUUUUGGAAUUCCAAUAAGAUCAACAGCUUAUGUACCGAACUUAAUGGUGGCUGAUAAGAGAUCAGAUAAAAUAAAGCAAUCAGGCUAUCUCCAAAAAUUAUUCUUUUUCUCCAAGCAGACCUCAUUUGAUGUUGAUACUGGCAUAAGGCUCCUUCAGUACACUGGUCUGGCCUGGUCCGUUGUUGACCUGGUUCCUUCUAUGUUCACUCGCCUAAGCUUGUAA